Molecule: messenger RNA, 2879 nt
Organism: Hemibagrus wyckioides
Lineage: Eukaryota; Metazoa; Chordata; Actinopteri; Siluriformes; Bagridae
Gene: cfap99
Product: cilia and flagella associated protein 99
Exons: 16
Coding region: 227-2200 (657 amino acids)
Source: RefSeq, a predicted model, not a curated record
UUUCCUGACCCAAAAGUCGAUACAGCUGUAGUGAGUUAAAAUAUGCCAACUAUGAGGAAGACUACGCUGUGGGGAAACGCCCCAAUGUUGCUUAGCAACAGCAAAACAUCUUCGGUACUGGAGAGGAGCACGGCGCAUGCGCAAUAUUUUUACGGCUAUAAAACCAAUAAUCCAGACAGUUUAGGGGAAUUCAGGUCACGUUGCACGAUUUGAAGGCACCGUCAGGAUGAACUAUAAGGAGCUGGUCAGAGAGGCCAUAAAGCUGCUGGACGAGUACGAGCCAGACAAACAGUGUGUGGACACCUUCAUGGAGGACUCUGCCAAGACUUUAGCGAACCGACCUUCUGCUGAACAGAUAUUUAUCACUGACACAGUAUAUGGAUGUAUAGCACACCAGAAACUUUUGGAUGUUGUCAUCAAUGUGUUUUAUAAUCAGAAGGGAAAAUAUUUCCUCAAAGCCGAUCGAAACCAGUUUGUUGUGGUCUCUUAUCUUGCCAUGUUCCAUCUGGAGGACCUGGGCUUGGAACAGUUCAGUAUAAUUAUAAAAUCUCUGGACUGCUCAAAAAUGUACAAAUUCUUGAGUUUCCUUUUUAAUGUUACUAACCUCACCACAUGGAUCCAUGCCGAGUGGAGUCAGAUCUAUGAUGCCACCUAUGUAGAGAGCAAGUGGAUAGUUCCAAUGCUGAGAUGGCAGCCUGAGGUAGAAGGCCUUUUAGAAUACCUUGAGAAGAAAACAACCAAGGGCAGCCAGCCGAAGAAAUUCCCUAAGAAGUCAACAGAACCUCAGGAGUUUGAUCUGACAAAGCCCAAACCUCGUUCGCUUCCUGCUCCUGAACUGAUUCCACAACAGGAGAAACCAAAGCCGGUACCUGCCAGUACCCACAAAGCUCCAAAAGAACAACAGGUUUUGGAGGACGUCAAACAGAAGAACCAUCUGAAAUCACAGAAGGUCUUGUAUGAGGCGAACACUCAGCAGUUCCGAUGUGCAAACCCAGAGAAGUCAGAGAAAACCAAAAGCAUAAUGUCCCAGAUUCAGCAAAACCGCAAAUCUAAACUCCAAUUUGACUCUGUUUACUCCUCUGGAACUCCAGCUACACAUAAGACAAACACCUUGCCUAUUAGACUGAACACAACGGCGAUCCUUCGUGAGGGAGCGUUAUAUAAUCGACAGAUGGAAGAGGAGUUGAACAGGCUUGAGCAUUUGAUGCAGGGAACCAACGAGCCCUCAGCGUUCCUGCAGUGGCAGAAGGAGAUGAAAGAGAAGGACCUGCAGGAGGAGCUGGUUCAGCUGGAGCGCAGGAGGCUGGAGGGGAAGAUUAGCCAUGAAGAAGCUCUGCUGGCACGACAACGAGUCCUUGAGCUCAAUCAGCACAAAGCACUGCUGAAGAAAGAGGAGACUGCACAGCUAAUGCGCAGAUAUGCAGAGAAGCGUCUGCGAGAGGAGAAAGAGAUGAAGGAGCUGGUACAGCUGGUGGCUGAUGGCCACAAAAACUCUAAAGCUGCCAAAGUGAAACUGCAAGAGAUCAAAAAACGCAUUGUUAAAGAGGUCUCUGAGCAAAGCCAGGAACUCCUUCGGCAGGCACUGGAAGAAGCUCAGGCUGAACUGAGCCGGAAAUUUGAGCUUAUUCGUCAGAUUCGAGCCAUUGAGUCAGUGCCUCAUCUCAGUCAAAAGUUUGUGGAUGACACAGAGACAGGAGGUCAUGAGCUGCUUUGUGAGAUGUCUUUGGCGGAGCUACGGGAACGCUUGGCCAGGCUGAAGGAAGAGGAGCAGCAAGAGCAGGAAAAAAGGAGACAAAGGAUACUGGAGGAGAAACAGAGCAGAGAACAGCUACUGAUCGAGCAGCUGGAUGCCAUUACUGCAUGCAGGACUGCAGCAGGACAGGCCACUGCACAAAAACAGGAGGAGAAGAAACUGAGACUGAAGUUACAGGAGGCGGUCAGCAUGGAUGAAAGAGUGGUGGCCCUGCAGAGGACUCUGGGGAUGAAACAGCAGGAGAGACAGAAGAGGAAAGAAACUGAAAAAGCCAAAUCAAAGUUAAAUGAACAGAUGGCUGUUCAAAACGUUAAGAGCUAUAGCCAUGAAAAGCAGGUACUGGAAAAGGAGCACUGGCUGCAGCUGGAGCAGGCUUUAGAGAAACAGGUCCAAAGAGAGGCAUCGAAAAAAAACACUUCAGGUCUGACCCAAGGAAUAGCUACCUAAUUUUUACCACAAUUACAAUAUUUGGACUAUUUUCAAAUAAUGGGACCAAUACAUACUUGUCAAGAAAACCCUUGCAGUGUGGAGUUCUGCAUUUUAAAAAAAAAAAUUCUGAAUGCACCUAAAAAUGAAGACAGACAAACCAAAAAUGUUAGACAGUGUGCUUUAUUAUGGCCCAAGCAGAAAAGAUAUAUGACCUGCAAAGAACAGAAAUGUAUGAAUUAAAGCACACAAUUGCAGUCAAGAGAUUAUUGCACGAUUACUCUUUACCAUUGAGAAAUGAAUGUUUUAAUUGCUUGAAUUAAUUCAGGUCAUUUGCAAUAAGACUAUUCAUCUCAGUCACAGUUUAAAAAAAUGUUCAUUAAAAAAAGAAAACAGUCAAUGUUCCAGUUCAGCUUCAUCUUGUUACAUCUCAUUAUUAUACAUGAUUACACACCUAUAAACAGACAGGUAAUAUUUUACAUUUGAAUACUAAAGAUUAUAUCAAAAAGGAUAUUUAGUUCCUAUGACCAUUUAAAUUGAACUAUAGGUUAAUAUGCACUGUAAUGUUUAAAUGUAGUCACAAUAAAACAUCAGGAAACAUCUACACAACAUGCUUCUGAAAUGACAAGUGAUACAUUUAUACUUAAAUGAAAUGAAAAUGUACAAAAAAAAAUUAGCAAAUGUUAAAAAUCUGUCUGUA